This is a messenger RNA of Erythranthe guttata (spotted monkey flower), 1431 nucleotides long. RefSeq lists its product as hypothetical. NCBI's taxonomy places the organism in Eukaryota, Viridiplantae, Streptophyta, Magnoliopsida, Lamiales, Phrymaceae. The record is from RefSeq and is a predicted model, not a curated record.
ACUGAAUAAAAGUUACAUAGAAGAAAAAAAGGACCCCCCUUUCCACACUAAGAUAUCCACUCCAGAACCAACCAGACCUUCAACAAACAAACAAAUGCACACACAAUAGAUACAUAUAUACAUACACACACACAUGUGUGUGUGUGGGUGUAAGUAUAUAUCAUAUAUGUGGAAAAAGAAGCAGAAGAAAACAAAUACAGAGAGAAAGCAGUGGCCAAAAAAUCCUUUGCCUACUGGAUCCUCUCUGCAGAGCCCAUAGAUUUUGUGGGUGACUCUGUGUGUGUGUGUGAGAGAGAGAGAGAGAGAGAGAGAGAGAGAGAGAGAGAGAGAGAGAGAGAGAGAGAGAGAGAGAGAGAGAGAGGUAAAGAUGAAAGCUUUAUCAAAGCCAUUAUCAAGUCCAGGGAGAACAGACAAGUUUCCACCGCCAUUGAUGAGGUUCUUGAGAAGUAACGUGGGGAGCAGAAGCAGAGGAAAAUCACGGUCGAGCCCAAUGUUGUACCUCCGCACCAGAAAAACACUGCCCGGCCCCACCGAACCAACCCAAGAACCUACCUCCCCAAAGGUCACCUGCAUCGGCCAGGUCAGAGUCCGCCGCUCCUCCAAAUCCAACCCCAAAAAACCCGCCGGAAAAGUGACGCGCCGCCGCUGCCGGCGGUGGCUCAAGAUCAAAACCCUAUUCUGCGGGAAAAGUUCCCUUACUUCCACCACCACCCACAAAAGACCCUUCAGAAGGACAUUUAGCAAGUGGGGUUCUUUUUUUAGGUCUGGGUAUUGCAAGAAUAAUGCUGAUGCCACCGAAGAUUCUCUGAGAAAGAAAAUCGAAUAUAAAGAAAAAGUCGAUGCUUCUGUUUAUAGUAGCAAUAAUAAUAAUAAUAAUCACAGGACUAACAGCAGUACUAGUGGUGAGAGUGAGUAUAGUGUUGUUAACAAGUAUGAAAAUAUUGGAGGUGGAUCUUUGAAGUUUCUAGAAUGUUCUUCUUCUUCGUCUACUCCGCCGCCGCCGCCGCCGACAAACGCUUUGAUUCUCACGAGGUGUAGAUCUGCUCCUUACAGAUCUUCUUCAUUGGGUGGCAUUUUCUGGGCUUCUGCAUUUGCUCAUCAAGAAGUUGAAAAUGCGGAGAAAUUAGAGGAAGUUGAAGUGGAAGUGGAAGAAAAGGCGGUGGUGAUUUGUCGAAAAAGUAGCGAAAAAUCGGAGAAAAAUGAUGAGGAUUUGAAAAGGGUAAGUGUACAUCCUUUAGUGCUGAUGAGAUGUAAAUCAGAACCGGUAAGAACAGGGGAAAGGCUUCUUAAUCAAGAAGACACUGCUUUUUCGAGGUUAGAUAAUGUUGUUGAUUCUCGUUCACACCCUAAUUCAUAGUAAUUUUUGAAUUUUUUUUCUUUUUUUUUGGAUUGUUGUACACAGAGAAAGCUUGAUGUAUGUGAUGAUUUUAU